Molecule: messenger RNA, 990 nt
Organism: Bathycoccus prasinos
Lineage: Eukaryota; Viridiplantae; Chlorophyta; Mamiellophyceae; Mamiellales; Bathycoccaceae
Exons: 1
Coding region: 1-990 (329 amino acids)
Source: RefSeq, a predicted model, not a curated record
AUGACGACGAACGAAGCAGACGACGACGACGAUAUCGAUUGCGAGGAAGAGGAAGAGCUUCUCAGAAGAGACGUGGAUCGUCUGCUCGAGGAGAUUGCGUUUUUGGAGGAAACGUCUUCUUCUUCUUCUUUAAGAUACGGUGAAUUGGAAUCCCGUUUGGAAACUCUGGAACAGAACAGGGUGAGCAUAGCGCGGAGGAUGACGACGAUGAAGAAGAAGAAGAAGAAACAAAGCGGGAAUAAUAAUAACGACGACGAUUAUGGUACUACUGCGUUCUCCCUCCUCUCUUCUCGAAUCCACGAGGUCGCGGAAUACGUCGAUUCGGCGGUGAGAAACACCGUCGUUUCAAAUCAGAGGAAAACGAGAGAGGAAAAUAUCUUGAGAGAGUUGGAUUUGUUCGUGGACGGCGACGAAGACGCCAUCGAGACGAACACGAUACGCGGGAAAGAAGUAAACGAAGAGAAGGAAAACAGAGUGGAAUGGAUACGAAAAUUCGGGAUAGAGAAUUCGAUGAUGAUGAGUGGAGGGAAAAUGGACGAGGAGGAUUUGAACGCGGAGCGGUCGUUGCGCGCUUUCGAGAUGAACGACGACGAGAAGGGCGGUGUUCGUAAAAGCGGAAAAGAGAAGGGCGUCGUGUUUUUAUUAGAUGAUGAUGUAAGAAGAGCAAAAGAGGAGGAGGAUUUGGAGAAAGCAAUCGAGAAGAACGUGCUGAGUACCGUGGACUUGGCGAUUAAACGCUUAGAAACCGCGAGCGCGGCGAUUGCGAAAGCGACCGCCAAGAAUAGCAAAGAAACUGGCGGAGCAGCCGGGAUAUUCGCGACGGCGAUAUCAAACUUCUCCGCGUUACCCGUUUGGCAAAAGAGGGUCGUUGGUGUGCUCGCCUUUCUCGGUUUCUCUUGGAUUUUAAUACUCAACGCGAUGAAUAACGACGAGAAAUCAGAGUUUGAAGAAAUCGAUCAAUCUAUAGCGACGACGGCGAACGCUUCUUAA